AUGAUCGGUUGGACACAAUUUAAGAUAAAUUUGUUAACUAUUUUCAUAGUAUUCCUAUCGUUAAGCUAUGGUGUUAUGACUGACACAACAACAACUGAUCCACCAUUAAGCGCCAGUAUCAUAGCAAUACUAUUCAUCGGUAGUAUACUAUCACUGGUCAUUCAGUGUGGCGGCUGUAUAAUUAUCGUUUGGCUGUUUAUGCGGACAAUACAUAACAUUGCCCGACCCGAGCGCUCAACACGAAAACCAAAAGUGAUUCACAUAUACACUGCACCCCAACCCGUGAAUACGAUUACUACUACUACCGCUGCUGUCGCUGUCCCACAGUCACCACAACCAAUGUAUCAGCCAUUAAAAUCUCAGAGUCCAACACCAGUCCAGACACCACAAGUAUCGGUCAUUAAACCAUUAGAAAAAUCAUCGGCCAAUCGUAAUGACAGUAAAGAUAAUGAGGAGCUUACUGUGCGAUCUAACUAA
This is a messenger RNA of Oppia nitens, 477 nucleotides long. RefSeq lists its product as uncharacterized. NCBI's taxonomy places the organism in Eukaryota, Metazoa, Arthropoda, Arachnida, Sarcoptiformes, Oppiidae. The record is from RefSeq and is a predicted model, not a curated record. The coding region runs from base 1 to 477 and encodes 158 amino acids. The transcript is spliced from 2 exons.